Molecule: messenger RNA, 1590 nt
Organism: Oikopleura dioica
Lineage: Eukaryota; Metazoa; Chordata; Appendicularia; Copelata; Oikopleuridae
Source: the annotation of a GenBank genome assembly
AUGUCUGGACGGCGAUCUGGUCAACUCAAGUCUCACGGAAAAGGUCGGACUCUCCGCACCCCGUCGCAUGCAACGCCGAAGAACGAGCUGAUCACAAGUUUCCUCAGACAGCGACCGCCAAGAAUCACCCAGCCAAAUCGGAUGAGUGAUGAGUCCUCAACAGAUGCAUCUACAAAUCCAGCUGCCGAGGAACGAGUACCACAGCCCAAGAGAACAUGUCCACUGCCAAACAUCACAUGGGCUGAGCGGGAGCACGUCUGGGCAGAGCUGAUCAAGCGCGAGAAACGACACAGACUCGACAUGAAAGUUUUGAGCCAUCAUCCCGAAGUGACUCCGAGAAUGCGCAGCGUUCUCAUUGACUGGUUGAUGGAGGUCAGCGAAGUCUAUCGUCUCCACAGAGAAACAGUGUACAACGCCGUGACAUACGUGGAUCGUUACUUAGCCCGUCAGACGCACCCUGUGCGCAAAAACGAGCUCCAGCUGAUAGGCGUUUCUGCCCUUUUCUUCUCCGCCAAGCUGGAAGAGAUCUACCCUCCGAAGCUAGUGGAUUUUGCCUACGUUACCGAUUCGGCGUGUACAGAAGUGGAGAUGAGGGAAAUGGAGCUGAUAAUGUUAAAGAAGCUCCAGUGGGAGUUGAGCACGCCAACAGCGAUCAGCUGGCUCAAUCUCUACCUCCAAGUCGCCCAAUUGCCGAUGAACAACGAUCACUUCCAUCUCCCGCAGUAUCCACAAGAGACAUUUGUCCAGAUCGCCCAGCUUAUUGACCUCUGUCUGCUUGAUAUUCAAUCGUUGAAGUUUUUGCCAUCUCAGCUUGCCGCUGCCUGUUUAUAUCACUUUAGCUUGGGGUCGAUCAUUUUACAAAUCAUUAUCUAUAGUGAGGAUAUUGCACUCGACUGCUCCGGCUACAAAAUGGAAGAAAUUGCUGCUGCAAUAAAAUGGGUGACUCCUUUUGCCGAGACGAUUCGUGACGAAGGCCUUGCAGCAUUGAAGUCGUUCCGAAAAGUCAAAGUAGAGGACGCGCACAACAUUCAAACCCACAUCAACAACGUUACUGUGCUUGAGAAAGCGCAGGCAUUACAGACGAGUCGUUUCUCGCAACUAUCGACGACAUCUUCAAGCCGAUGGAGCGCCACCCCUGAGACGCCGACAGACCUCAACAUCCUCGUGACCCCUCAAAGUGAGGAGAGCUCGAAAGAAAACCCCUCAAAUCCAGCUUCCACACGUUCCCGAAAGCGCCCCUCGGUCGAGCCAGUCGCCGCGCACAUUGACCCCAAACGGCUAGCAUCAGAAAGCGGCGCUUUCCCAGCAACACCUGACACCUCGCCACUGGCUUUGAGCCACUCCUCCUCGUUGUCCACGUCCCCUAAUGCCGGCCAGAGUGGCAGUGCCAGUGGCAGCACCUCCGAAAUCGCCCCCGAAGACAUUGAAGACGACGAAGAUGAUGUUCCCGAGCGAGUGCCCUUUGCGCCCCUCAAAUACGAAGAAGAAAGCCAAGACUCGACUGGGAGCAGUCUCUCAGCGACUGAUCUCGCCGAAGAGAUUGAUUUGCCACUUGAAGACGAGAGUGCCGAUGUGCAGCCGAUUAGUUAA